This is a messenger RNA of Hibiscus syriacus, 1730 nucleotides long. RefSeq names its product protein TIFY 8-like. The record is from RefSeq and is a predicted model, not a curated record. Lineage: Eukaryota; Viridiplantae; Streptophyta; Magnoliopsida; Malvales; Malvaceae. Gene Ontology annotation, biological process: regulation of defense response; regulation of jasmonic acid mediated signaling pathway; response to wounding. The coding region runs from base 307 to 1563 and encodes 418 amino acids. The transcript has 7 exons. Gene Ontology annotation, cellular component: nucleus.
AAGUUCAACCUUGCCUUGAUCAACGCACAGAGAGACGGGAAAAGAAAUACUAAACCCCCAAUUAAAACUGAGAGAAUCACAGAAACAAAACCUUUUGCUUUUUAAUGCUCCCUCUCUUCUCUCUGUCCUUUAUAAAAAAUCGUGCUUUCUUUUCUCAGUUUUUCUUUUUCUUUCUUUUUUUUAACAAAAAGAGCUUGAGAGAGAAGUGAGAAGCUAGGCUAUGGUCGAGCAGCAACAGCAGAAGAAUGAUGAUGAUGUGAAGAUAUUGGUAAUGACGACGACGACGACGACGGUGGUGGUGAUGAAAUGGCCUUGCUGAAAAUGGCCCAACCGAGCAAAACUACCAACAUCGACAAUGUCAACGCUAACACCACUUCAAUUCAUUUGCAACACCACCAAGUAAACCCAACAAUGGUUCAUGAUUUCCUGGGUAUGAAAGCUUCAGAUUCCCCUCUCGUUCUAGCUCCCAAGGCCACUGCUGCAAGGGUCUCUGAGGCUUCCGCUUCUGCUUCAGCCUCUUCCACCUCUGCUAUGGGUUCUGUUGGACAGGUGGGAAAUCAUCUUGAGGGCAUUCCAUACUACGGUCCAAAGAGUGACAUUUCUGGGACAGAGAUAAGCAACAGAUUGGUAGGAAGUAAGAGAAGUAAGUCGGACUCGCUUUUCAUGGGUCAUGAAUCUCUUGAAAGCUUGCAUUUGAUGAAGAUGCUCCAUAAUGGCGCUGGGGGAGAGCGACCUAGAAGGACAAAGGAAGAUGAAGUUUUACACAGUAUGCAGUCAAUGAGGCCUUCUUCUGCGUCUCUUAUAUCACUGGCUCCCACCGGUAGUAGACCUGAUGGGAUUGCUUCCAAAUGGGAGCAAUCUAUCCCUGUUAUAGGCUCUGCAGUUCAGUAUGGCACACGUGGUGGCCACUUUAUGCCUUUUAUGCAUCAAGUAUCAUCGGACAGGUUCAAAGAUACAAAUGUUGGUCCCGUUAUCUCUCCGGCAGCUGCUGAUGAAGGAUCUAGAACCGGAAUUAAAGUCCCUGACAUAUUAAGCUCUAUUAAUGCUCCUAGUGUUCCUGCUGAGAAAAACUCAUCAGGGGUAGUGCCAACUGGCAGCAGGCCAAAGUCGAGGGCUCAUAUUUCAGAUCCAGAAUCUUCAGUCCCUCCAAGUCGACGAGGCUUAACAUCCACCAGCCGACAAAUGACGAUAUUUUAUGCUGGCCAGGCUCAUGUCUUUGACGAUGUGCAUCCAAACAAGGCAGAUGUAAUAAUGGCCUUGGCUGGGUCAAACGGAGGAUCUUGGUCGACAACCUACUCCCCUAAAUCUGCUACGAGGCCGGCUAGUGAAAACCAUGCAGGCAAUCGUGAAUUUGAAGCAGUGGUAAACAUGCCGUUUUCACAAGAAUUUCAGGGGAGGAUAGCUGUUGCUGGUAAUACUAGUCAAGGAACUGGCUCUGGUGAACGAACCUCAAUACCAACAGGGGUUCCUCAAGGCGCCAUUGUUAUGGCAAAAGAAGCAAGAAAUCCGGAACUUACUAUCGACGAUAAGAAAGAGGUGCACGAGAUUCUCCCGACCAUUUGACAAUUUGACCCAGUUCCUCUCGAUCUAUUCGACCUUGUGAGCCAAUGAUUACUCGUAUGACCCGUGAAUAUUAUGAAUACCUAGAUUAAAAUUUUACUUCGAUAUUAACUCAUUUAUUUAUGAAUUAGGUUAGAGCACUACUGUAGAGCGUUGUGAGAUAGGUGCUC